UAAGGAGUAAAUCCAUGGAGUUAAUUUCUAGCUCUAGUUAAUAUGUACUACGUACAUAUUAAGUAUUAACUCCAUGAGUAAAUCAAACCAAAAAAAAAAAAGUCUAUGGUGUAAUUUGUAAAUCAAAAAUAAAUACAUAGGGUUAGAAAUAUAAUAUUAUGUGCAAUUAUGUGUUAAAAGAUUGUCUACCUACCGGGAUAAGCAAUUAAAAAUGAUAGAAUAAGCAUUAGAGGUCAUAAAUAAUUUACAGUUUAUGUGCAUUUCAAACAAAUUACACUUUAUCUGUCCGUGAAUCGUAACGCAUAAACUAAACAUUUAUUUGUACAAAAAUACGCUACGAUAACGUAGAUAUUUAGAAAAAUGUUAAGUCGUCUAUAUGAAAUCAAAAACUGGGCAAUAUUAUCACGGACUUUAACAGUUAGAUUAUAUACAAAUAAAUGUAGUUUGAGGUUAUGGGAUAAUGAUAUUAACACAGAUAUAAAAUUGAACAUUGAAAAAUAUUGGUCACAAGAGGUGUCGCACAUAGAAAAUAAAAAAAAUGCUACACCAUAUUAUGUUUUGCCCAUGUUCCCAUAUCCUUCAGGAAAUUUGCAUAUGGGCCAUGUAAGGGUGUACUCAAUAUCAGAUGCAAUAGCAAGGAUUCAAAGGCUCAAUGGAGCCAAUGUGGUACAUCCCAUUGGAUGGGAUGCAUUCGGGCUGCCUGCAGAGAAUGCUGCCAUUGAACGCAACAUACCACCCCCUCAGUGGACUGAAACUAACAUUAAAUCUAUGAAAGACCAGCUUCACCAAUUGGGAUUUGGUUUUAAUUGGAACAAGGAGAUAUCAACAUGUGAUCCAAAAUAUUAUAAAUGGACUCAGUAUAUAUUUCUAAAAUUGUUUGAGGAGGGUUUGGCUUACCAAAGUAAGGCUCAAGUAAACUGGGACCCUGUGGAUAAAACUGUAUUGGCUGAUGAACAAGUUGAUGAAUUAGGUUGUUCAUGGAGAUCAGGAGCUAAAGUAGAAAAAAAAUAUCUUACUCAAUGGUUUAUCAAAACUACUAAAUAUGCCAAAAAGUUGUUUGAUGGCCUGAGUAGUGAACAUUUAGACAAUUGGAAGGAUAUCAUCAAUUUACAAAAACAUUGGAUCGGGGAAUGCAGUGGAAUUGUUGUAACAUUCAGAAUAAAAAUUAAUGGUGAUACAAAACCACUAGAUGUGUGGACUUCUGAUCCUUAUAAAUAUGUUCAUGGACAAUUUUUAACAUUAUCUACAAAUCAUAUUUUACUUCACAACAUAGAUUUAUCAGACAAUGUAAUCACAGCCUAUAACCCUAUCACUAAAAGUGAAAUACCAGUGUAUAUAACUGAUAAUGUUACUUAUCCAGAAGGAAGAGAUGUCUAUAUUGCUUGUCCAGCUCUCAGUCAGGAAGAUGAUUUGAUUGCACAUAGUUUAAAUAUUCCUGUUACCGAUCAAAAGAGAAUCAACAUUGAUAAUGAAAAUCGUAGUGCAAUAGAUGCAGCUAUAAGUAAACAUAUUGGAGGAUAUUUUGUUAGCUCAAAACUUAAAGAUUGGCUAAUAUCUAGGCAAAGGUAUUGGGGUACUCCAAUUCCUAUUAUAUAUUGUAAGAACUGUGGUACGGUGCCUGUACCUUAUGAGGAUCUUCCAGUUACAUUGCCAAAGAUGGACAAAGAGACAGGCAUUCAAACCCUAGAAAAUGUUAGUUACUGGGUGAAUUGCAAAUGCCCUAAAUGCCACUCAAAUGCUAAAAGAGAAACAGACACAAUGGACACUUUUGUUGACUCCUCAUGGUAUUACUACCGAUUUUUAGAUUCUGAUAAUGAGCGAAAGCCAUUUGAUAAAGAAAAGUUAUUGGAUUGCACACCUGUUAAUAUUUACAUUGGUGGAAAAGAGCAUGCUGUGUUACAUUUGUAUUAUGCUCGUUUCAUGAGCUAUUUUCUACAUUCCUUAGGUUGGACAUAUACAGAAGAACCUUUUAGAAAGUUAGUAGUUCAAGGAAUGGUAAUGGGACAGUCCUAUAAAGUAAAAUCUUCUGGAAAAUAUAUUCCAGCAGAAAAUGUAGACAAGAUUGGUAAAGAAUACAAAGAAAAAAAUACAGGAGAAACUGUUGUAGUUCAGUGGGAAAAAAUGAGCAAAUCUAAAUAUAAUGGUGAAAACCCUAAGAGAUUGCUUCAAGCAUAUGGCUGUGAUACUACUCGUCUACUUAUGCUUGCUGAUGUUCCUCCCGCAACACCUAGACGUUGGUCUGAUGCAACUUUACCUGGAGUUCUAAAUUGGCAACACAGGCUUUGGAUGACUGUUAGAGAAUUCAUCAAACAUCGUAAUAAUGCUGAUAAUUUGAAACCUGUGGACCAGACAAUUUUAGAACAAUGUAAUGAAAAAAUAUGGAAUGCUCGAAAUUAUUUUACUGCAACUACCACUUAUCACUUUAAAUACACCCAUAAACUCAGUGUGGGCAUUUCAAGGCUUCAAAGUUUGACCAGCACCUUGAGGAAUAAUGUGCCUCCUGAGGUUCUGGCCAGAAGUAAAGAGUUUGAAUUAGCUUUAGCAGCAUUGAUAAUUAUGCUCUCUCCUGUCACUCCCCAUUUUUGUUUGGAAUUAUGGGCUGGAUUUCUUUCGGCGCCAAAUCGAAUCUCCGAAAAUACUCAUUUAAUUAAUUGGCAAGAAAAUGUUUUACAUCAACAGUGGCCAAUUGUCGAUAAUCAUUAUGAAUUAUCGGUAUUAUGUAAAGUGGAUGGUGCAGACAGGUGUGAUCUCAAAAUUAAGGCGUCAGAACUUAAGCAUUUACACUACGAGAAAGCUUUACAGCUUAUGCUUGAGGAAAAACCGGUUCAGCAAAGGAUAACCCAUGGCAUUUUACGUACAAAAUACGAGUGCUACCCGGAUUGUCGAGCAAUAUUAAACAUAUUCACAAAAAGGUCGCAAAAACCUGAGGAGGUGCGGAAUGUGGGUUAGGAUCAUUUUAUACAAUGAUUGUUAUUCAUUUAUUGAAAUGUAAGCUUUGGACGUACCGCCCACUCCUCCCUCGAGUUGAGAGUUAAAACCAGGGUGUUGUUUUCAUGAACUUUAAAUAAAUUAUGAUUAAUUGAUGUUUA
Messenger RNA from Manduca sexta (tobacco hornworm), 3089 nucleotides. RefSeq names its product probable leucine--tRNA ligase, mitochondrial (gene LeuRS-m). The coding region runs from base 361 to 2949 and encodes 862 amino acids. NCBI's taxonomy places the organism in Eukaryota, Metazoa, Arthropoda, Insecta, Lepidoptera, Sphingidae. The transcript is spliced from 6 exons. Gene Ontology annotation, cellular component: mitochondrion. Gene Ontology annotation, molecular function: leucine-tRNA ligase activity; ATP binding; aminoacyl-tRNA deacylase activity. Gene Ontology annotation, biological process: mitochondrial translation; leucyl-tRNA aminoacylation. The record is from RefSeq and is a predicted model, not a curated record.